AUGCUCCAGGUCCCAGUGCCGGGAAACCCCAACCAGGCCUCCACCAAGGCUGUGAUCUUGGUGGGAGGUCCCUCGCGAGGCACUCGAUUCCGUCCAUUGUCGCUUGAUGUGCCCAAGCCCCUGUUUGAAGUCGCCGGCCACCCUAUUAUCCACCACUGCCUCAAGGCUCUCGCCAAGGUCCCCGACGUGCGCGAAGUUCUUUUGGUCGGAUACUAUGACGAGACUGUUCUGCGGGAUUUCAUCAAGGAUGCCGCAAAGGAGUUUCCCCAGUUCCGCAUUCAAUACCUGCGAGAAUACACAGCGUUGGGCACCGCAGGUGGCCUGUACCACUUCCGUGAUGCGAUCCUCAAGGGUAAGCCUGAGCGCUGCUUUGUGCUGAACGCAGACGUCUGCUGCUCGUUCCCUCUGGGCGAGAUGCUGCGUCUGUUCGAGGAGAAGGACGCAGAGGCGGUGAUUCUGGGAACUCGCGUCGACAAUGACGCUGCUACCAACUUCGGAUGCAUUGUGUCGGACUCGCACACCAAGCGCGUGCUUCACUACGUCGAGAAGCCCGAAUCGCAUAUUUCUAACCUGAUCAACUGCGGCGUGUACCUGUUCGCUACCGAGUGCAUCUUCCCCGCCAUUCGCAGCGCCAUCAAGCGCCGUACUAUCCGCCCACGCAUGCUUUCCUACCCCUCUUCCGAUAACCUCGAGUCCUCCUUCGUCGCGACCGGCGAUGACGAGGAUGCCGAGAAGAGCGAAGUUCUCCGCCUCGAGCAGGACAUUCUCUCCGACCUGGCUGACAGCAACCGAUUCUUCGUCCACGAGACGAAGGACUUCUGGCGCCAGAUCAAGACCGCUGGCUCAGCUGUACCUGCCAACGCCCUUUACCUCCAGAAGGCCUUCCAGGCCGAGUCUGAUGAGCUCAUGGCACCCUCCGCCACGAUCGUUCCCCCGGUUUAUAUCCACCCUACUGCUCAGGUCGAUCCCACUGCCAAGCUGGGCCCCAAUGUUUCCAUUGGCCCCCGUGCCGUCGUUGGAGCGGGUGUUCGUAUCAAGGAUUCAAUCGUCCUCGAGGAUGUAGAGAUCCGCCACGAUGCCUGUGUCAUGCACUCCAUCAUCGGCUGGAGCAGUCGAGUAGGUGCCUGGGCCCGUGUGGAGGGUACUCCGAUCCCCAUCACCAGCCACUCCACCAGCAUCAUCAAACAGGGUGUCAAGGUUCAGAGCAUUACGAUUCUGGGUAAGGAGUGCGGCGUUGGCGAUGAGGUUCGCGUUCAGAAUUGUGUCUGCCUCCCCUACAAGGAGCUCAAACGGGACGUCGCCAACGAAGUUAUCAUGUAA
Molecule: messenger RNA, 1320 nt
Organism: Penicillium maclennaniae
Lineage: Eukaryota; Fungi; Ascomycota; Eurotiomycetes; Eurotiales; Aspergillaceae
Product: mannose-1-phosphate guanylyltransferase
Exons: 4
Coding region: 1-1320 (439 amino acids)
Biological process (GO): biosynthetic process
Cellular component (GO): cytoplasm
Molecular function (GO): transferase activity
Source: RefSeq, a predicted model, not a curated record